Leptosomus discolor (cuckoo roller) is the source of this 1676-nucleotide messenger RNA. RefSeq names its product cholinergic receptor nicotinic alpha 6 subunit (gene CHRNA6). NCBI's taxonomy places the organism in Eukaryota, Metazoa, Chordata, Aves, Leptosomiformes, Leptosomidae. Gene Ontology annotation, cellular component: postsynaptic membrane. Gene Ontology annotation, biological process: monoatomic ion transmembrane transport. The record is from RefSeq and is a predicted model, not a curated record. Gene Ontology annotation, molecular function: transmembrane signaling receptor activity; acetylcholine-gated monoatomic cation-selective channel activity.
ACUCUGCAAGGCUUUGCUCUGCUCAGCAGACUGCAGAGUUUGCUGCAAAUGCAAGACUGAAAUCCAUCUUUGUGCCACCUGCGUACUGUCGAGGGGGCUUGUAUGUCUUCUUGCCUUCUGUUUCUUUCCCCAAAUCUCUCUUCUCAAAAGGAAGCUCUAUUCUGCUGCUAGCAAUGCAUCCUGAGAGGUGGCUAUGUUGGUGUUACCCUGCUUUCUGUGUGUGGGCAUUCAUGUUCAUAUCCUUGAUUAAAGAUACCACAGCCUGUGAGUCAGAGGAACAAUUAUUUCACAAACUCUUCUCCCAGUACAACCAGUUCAUCAGGCCAGUGGAAAAUGUGUCUGAUCCUGUCACGGUGUAUUUUGAAGUGGCCAUUACCCAGCUUACAAAUGUGGAUGAAGUCAACCAGAUUAUGGAAACAAAUUUGUGGCUAAGACAUAUUUGGAAUGACUACAAAUUGCGAUGGGAUCCCAGAGAAUAUGAUGGCAUUAAAUUUGUUCGGGUGCCAGCAGAUAAAAUUUGGAAACCAGAUAUUGUCUUGUAUAAUAAUGCUGUGGGAGAUUUUCAAGUUGAAGGCAAGACCAAAGCCCUCCUUCACUAUGAUGGAAUGAUCACCUGGACCCCACCAGCUAUUUUUAAAAGCUCCUGUCCUAUGGAUAUUACCUUUUUCCCAUUUGACCAUCAGAACUGUUCACUGAAAUUUGGCUCGUGGACCUAUGACAAAGCCAAAAUUGAUCUUCUGAUCAUUGGAUCCAAAGUAGAUAUGAAUGACUUCUGGGAAAAUAGUGAGUGGGAAAUAGUUGAUGCUUCUGGCUACAAACAUGACAUCAAAUACAACUGCUGUGAAGAGAUUUACACAGACAUAACGUAUUCCUUUUAUAUCCGAAGGCUGCCAAUGUUUUACACCAUAAAUCUGAUCAUUCCCUGUCUCUUCAUCUCCUUCCUGACUGUUUUAGUUUUUUACCUGCCAUCUGACUGUGGUGAGAAAGUGACUCUUUGCAUCUCUGUGCUCCUUUCUUUGACUGUAUUUUUACUGGUGAUCACCGAAACCAUCCCAUCCACCUCUUUAGUAAUUCCUCUCGUAGGUGAAUAUUUACUCUUCACUAUGAUAUUUGUGACUCUGUCAAUUGUCAUCACCGUGUUUGUCCUGAAUAUACAUUACAGGACUCCAACCACACACACAAUGCCUAAAUGGGUAAAACCCAUCUUUCUUAGCUUGCUCCCCAAAGUCCUGUUGAUGCAGAGACCACUAGAACAGCAGAAAAAAAAUAUCUUCAGAAAAAACAAGAAAGGAUCAGGCAAUAUGUCAGGCAAGUUAAAGCACAACAAACACAAAGAUACCAAAUUACACAAGGAGCAGCGAUGCAGUCACUGUGAUAAGGCAACUGAACUCACUACCACCAAAAAAAGACGACUGAGCUGUCAGUCACUGAAAUGCAUGACAGAGCACAUGGAGUACUCCCCAGAAGUGAAGGAUGUCAUUAGCAGCGUCCAGUUCAUCGCAGAGAACAUGAGGUCUCAAAAUGAAACCAAAGAGGUGGAAGAUGAUUGGAAAUACGUAGCUAUGGUGAUAGACAGAGUAUUUCUCUGGGUAUUUAUAAUCCUUUGUGUGUUUGGGACUGCAGGGCUCUUUAUCCAGCCACUAAUAGCAGAUGCAUAACUUGAUCCAUUGCUUUUU